Molecule: messenger RNA, 7516 nt
Organism: Choloepus didactylus (southern two-toed sloth)
Lineage: Eukaryota; Metazoa; Chordata; Mammalia; Pilosa; Megalonychidae
Gene: LMBRD2
Product: LMBR1 domain containing 2
Exons: 18
Coding region: 173-2257 (694 amino acids)
Biological process (GO): adrenergic receptor signaling pathway
Cellular component (GO): membrane
Source: RefSeq, a predicted model, not a curated record
CUUCUGGUGACUGUCACCGCCGUCGCCUCGGAGCGUGGGUUCUAGACCCUAGGCGGCUUUGGCGGGCACGGAGUUACCCGGUUCCUUCGCUGUCUGGCGAGAACGGACGUUUACAGAUAUGAUCCAGACCUGUACGUGAAUUACUUUGGUUAGUCAGAGUCAACAUUCGAUAAUGAGUGGUGCUGCUUUGGGACUCGAGAUUGUUUUUGUCUUUUUUCUGGCAUUAUUCAUACUUCAUCGAUACGGAGACUUUAAGAAACAGCAUAGACUUGUAAUUAUUGGAACACUGCUUGCUUGGUAUCUCUGCUUUCUUAUUGUCUUCAUACUGCCUCUGGAUGUUAGUACGACAAUAUACAACCGCUGCAAGCAUGCUGCUGCAAACUCAAGCCCUCCUGAGAAUAACAACAUUACAGGAUCUUAUGCAACUGCUACCCCGGUUCCAAGCAAACAUCCAUGUUUCAAGCCAUGGAGUUACAUUCCUGAUGGAAUCAUGCCAAUUUUCUGGAGGGUAGUAUAUUGGACAUCACAGUUUUUAACAUGGAUUCUGUUACCUUUUAUGCAGUCAUAUGCAAGAUCAGGAGGCUUUUCUAUCACUGGGAAGAUCAAAACUGCACUGAUUGAGAAUGCAAUCUAUUAUGGCACCUAUUUGCUGAUUUUUGGAGCAUUUUUAAUUUAUGUAGCUGUAAAUCCACAUUUGCACUUAGAAUGGAACCAGCUUCAAACAAUUGGUAUAGCUGCUGCAAAUACUUGGGGUCUGUUUCUUCUUGUGUUGUUGUUGGGUUAUGGCUUGGUGGAAAUUCCUCGGUCAUACUGGAAUGGAGCAAAAAAGGGUUAUCUACUUAUGAAGACUUAUUUUAAGGCAGCCAAACUGAUGACAGAGAAAGCAGAUGCAGAAGAGAAUUUAGAAGAUGUCAUGGAGGAGGUCCGUAAAGUGAAUGAAAGCAUCAAGUACAACCACCCUUUGAGGAAAUGUGUUGAUACAAUAUUAAAAAAGUGCCCUACUGAGUAUCAGGAAAAAAUGGGUAGGAAUAUGGAUGAUUAUGAAGAUUUUGAUGAAAAGCAUAAUACCUACCCAAGUGAAAAAAGUCUGGUAAAACUGCAUAAACAGGUGAUUUAUUCAGUUCAGAGGCACCGUCGAACACAAGUACAGUGGCAGAUUCUUUUGGAACAAGCAUUUUAUCUGGAAGAUGUAGCAAAAAAUGAAACCAGUGCAACUCAUCAGUUUGUUCACACCUUUCAAACACCAGAGCCAGAAAAUAGAUUUAUCCAGUAUUUUUAUAAUCCUACAGUUGAAUGGUACUGGGAAUGUCUUUUACGACCAUGGUUUUAUAGAAUACUUGCUGUGGUUUUGUCCAUCUUCUCAGUGAUUGUUGUUUGGUCAGAGUGCACAUUUUUUAGCACUAGACCUGUCUUAUCUCUCUUUGCAGUCUUCAUACAGCUGGCAGAAAAAACAUAUAAUUAUAUUUAUAUUGAGAUUGCUUGCUUCCUUUCCAUCUUCUUCCUAAGUAUCUGUGUUUAUUCUACUGUGUUCAGGAUCCGUGUAUUUAAUUACUAUUACUUGGCCUCUCAUCACCAGACUGAUGCUUAUAGCCUUCUUUUCAGUGGCAUGUUGUUUUGCCGUUUGACUCCUCCUUUAUGUCUUAAUUUCUUGGGAUUGACCCAUAUGGAUUCAUCCAUUUCUCACCAGAAUACUCAACCAACUGCUUAUACAUCUAUUAUGGGUUCCAUGAAAGUUUUAUCAUUUAUUGCAGAUGGAUUUUAUAUUUAUUAUCCUAUGUUGGUGGUAAUUCUCUGCAUUGCUACUUAUUUUAGCUUGGGAACCCGCUGUUUGAAUCUACUUGGUUUUCAGCAGUUUAUGGGAGAUAAUGAUAUGACAUCAGACUUAGUUGAUGAAGGAAAAGAAUUAAUCAGACGAGAGAAAAGAAAAAGGCAAAGGCAAGAAGAAGGUGAAAAUCGAAGAAGAGAAUGGAAGGAACGUUAUGGACACAAUAGGGAAGAUUCCACUAGAAACAGAAAUGUUCAUACUGACCCAAAAGAGUCCAACUUCACAGAUAUUGGUAGCAGUCGAUCAUCCAGAUAUACCAGGGCUAAUAAUAGGACUGAAAGGGACCGAAUAGAACUCCUCCAAGAUGCAGAACCUUUGGAUUUCAAUGCAGAAACAUUUACUGAUGAUCCUCUUGAAUCUGAAUCAGGAAGAUAUCAGCAUGGUGGACGAUACCUCUCAAUGUCUCGCAGCAGAAUAUUUGAUGAUGUCUAAAAUCUGAAAGAAUUUGUGAACAACAAGCAUCAAUUCAGUCUUUAUGAAACCUGUGUGCCCUAGAAUUUACUCUGUACUCUGGGUGAAAAGUGUCAGGCACUGAGAAUUAAUUACAUCUUGGUAAUAAUAGUUUCUCUAUUGUUCAUUGAAUAGAGUAUCAUCUUUUCUAAUAGGAUUUAUUACAUUCCCUGUCUGCCUUAGAAGUAUAGUUACAGUAGAAGGAUUUAAUUCGUGAUAAAAGAUCAGUGUACAUGAAGAACAUGUAGUUCAGUUUGGUUUAGAUUAAUUUUUUUCAGGAAAGUCAUUUUUAAAGGUCUAAGAAAGCUGUAAGUCAUAACUAAUAUAAUACAGUUUUAUUUGUGAUUUAUGUUUUUGCUGUUUCUAAAGAAUAUUUUAAACUUCUAUUUCCCAAAGAAAUAUUUGAAUGAAAUUAUUUUAAUGAAGACCUCAAAUAAUAACCAUAUUCACAAAACCCAUGUCUUAAAACAGUGCUUACUUAUCGAUAUCAUAAAUGAAUGUAGAAAGCUCUUUUUCAACUCUGUAUUCAAAUUAAUGUGGUUAAUGCAUGAAUAAUUAUGAUUAUACUUCAACUGAUAAUGUCUGUAUCUUUAGCAUAUAGCAUAUAUACUAUAAUCAGGUGAUAUAUUAUUCUUUCAGUCUUUUUAGUAGUAACUGGAAAUUUGUUAUGCUUUUGGUAUUGCUUUGUGAAAGAUUUUCAUUUCAGAGAGAAAUGUUCACCUUUUUAGCAUGUUGAUUUGUGUCAAUCAUUCCAUUCAAGGAGAAUCCUAAGCAUUCAUGGUAAAUAGUUUUUUAUAUAUAGCCAAAGAGUCCCACAAAAUUCUCUUUAUGUUUAACAGUGUGUUUAUGGUUUUAUAAAAAGAACAUCUGAUUAUACAAGGGGAAAAAGUGAAUCCAUUUACUGCUAUUACUAACACUUAAAUUAUAGUUUAUAAAAACAAAGUGAAUUAGAAUGGAAAUGUGUAAUAACUUGUUGGUUGAACAUGCUUAUUAUUUUAAAUGAUUUUUUCAACAUUUGAUUUUAAACCAAAGUCAGGUAUUAUGUUUUAAAACACUAGUGUUUUGUAAGUAAGCAUGUUUGUGCAACAUGCUUGUAGAAUCUUUAAAUCCUGAAAUAUUUGCAGUUCUUAACGAAUUCAUGAUACAUUAGAUAGCCAUACUUGAGCUUACCUAGAACUGUCCCAAUUUAACACCUAUUACCCUGUUUAAUUAAUAGUGCUCACUUUGACUCUCAGAUGUCCCAAUUUGAAGAUGAAUUAUAUGGUCACCCUAACGAUAUGAUUGUAUGUAUCUUGAGGGUAAUCUUUCCCCAAAUCAAAAAUUUGAAAUUUUUAUUUUCCUCUUUAAUUAGUGUUAUCAUGUGAUUUUUAUAAGAAUUCCAUUACAGGUAUUGAAAGGAAUAGGGUCUCAUCGUUACCUAAUUUUGUUCAGUUCUUAUAGUCUCCUAGCUUAAAACCCUAUAAUUAUCAAUGAAUAGAUUUGUUCCUGAAUUGGAAGUAUGGUCAGAGAGCAGUAGCCCAGGAGCAGAGAUAUUUAAUGUUGUUUGUAACCUCAUGAUUGACUCAUUGAAUUCCUUGGAUAAAUCACAUAACCUUUCAGUGCCUCAGUUUCUUCAUUUGCAAAAUGAAGAUGAACUUGCUGUCUAUCUACUCAUCUACCUCACAGAGCUAUUGUGAGGGUAUUGAGUUGGUGUUUAUGUGCUGGAGUUUAAAAAGACAAAACAAAAUAAGUCAUUAGCUAUGCCUUUUUACUUAGUAGUGUUUCAGGAUGUUGGAUGAAGAAAUGAUCAUCCCAGAAAGGGUCCAGUUCGUUCUUAUUCUAGAGAAACUUAAAACACCCCAAAUCCAAAACUCUGUUUGGAAUAAUUCAUCAAAAGUCCUAUAAAAAUAGUGUUAUUUUAUUAUUUGGUCUUCGGAUUUACUUUGGAACUGUUUCCUUUGGUAAAAUAUUACUUCUCAUUGAGUUUUGUUGUGAAACUCAGAUACUAUUAUAGAAUUAGAAGCAGAGGAGAGAAGAAAUUAUCCAGUUACUUUUAUGACCUGCUCCUUUAAUGCCCUAAUAUGAAUUCAUAGGAAUGUGUAAGGGAACUUUUCUUUAUUAUUACAUUUUUUAUGAUUAUAAUGAUUGAAGUAUGUAUAUUCCUUCACAAACAGUAUAGAUUCCUUUAUAGCUUUUGAGCUAUUCCCAAAAUAAUUCACUGAUCCAGAGUAUUCAACCUUUUACAGAGUUUGGCUUACAGAAUUUUAUAUACAAUCAUACUUUGCUCAUUCUCCAAUUAGUAAACUAUUAGUAAACUAUUCUUUGAAAGGUUAGCUGUUGAUCUGUUAGAGAUUAGUAGUAUGUUUUAGGUCAGAAGGCAAUGAUUUAGAUCCUGAAGAUGAAUGAAGCAUUUAUUCCUGGAGAACUGAAUUUUUCUGUUCUGAGCUUAUUAAAAUGUAAUGACAUCUAUUAAAAACAAUACUACUGAAUUCAUAUACUUUGCAUGCAAAAUACAUUUGAAGAAUUAUUUCUGGCACUUACCUUUUAAUUCCUUUCUUGCAUAAUAAAUAACGGAUUAGUUUUCUAGUAAGUGUUAGGUAAGUGUUCAGUAAGCCGGUAAUUCACAGUAACCAUUGCAGAAAAUAAUAAUUAGUAAUCUGUUUAUUUCAUGAAUCACCUGUAAGUUGCUAACUAGCUCCUUUUUUUUUCUGCAUCAGCAACUUGUUAACAAUAGAGCAUUUUGGUAUAAAAUUCUUGAAAUAAUAAAUAAGGUAUAUAUCUAAUUACAGAAUUUGCUAUCUUAAUGAAUAUAAGAACCUUGGAAUAAGUUCAUUACACAAGAGGCCCAUGUUUCACAAAAGUGAACACUCAAGGGUUUCCCUUUAUAAAGAAUAGAUGAGAAUUUGGCAAUCCAGAUGUUCAAAAAGAAAUGCUACCAAUUGAUUUGUUCUUGGAUGUAUGUGACUACAAUUUCAUUAGAUUAUCAGUUCUGAAAUCUAAGCUGGAUGUACUGAAACACAGAUAGGGGAAUCAAAAUUUUUUUUUUUAACCUUUAAUAGAUAUAGGGUAUGUUUUUGGUAGCUUAUUGAUUACUAUAUUAAAGGAAAAAAAUAAUCCAUAGUUGUAAGUCACACUGUUCAGGAAUGCAAGUUUGUUGUACUGAUGGUCUGUGUAUAUCAUGCCUAAAAAUACAAUAAGUAUAUUUGCACUAAAAGGCAAAACAUGCCCUUGAAAAAUCUUGAUACACUUGAAUCUCCACCUUGUAAUGGACUGUGUUGUAUUGAAUUCUAAAUAUUAAGAAGUAAAUGGAUUUAGGAUUUUUGUCUUUCCUUUCUUCCUCCAUCCCUCCCUCACACCUUUUAUACCUUCCUUCUUUCCUGAGGCCUUUUUACAGAAUAACAUUUAAUGUGCUGACAGAUUUUUCUUUGUUUUGUAUACAUAGUUGUUUUUGAUGAUCAGUACACUUAAAAAGAACUAGUUCUAAUUACAAAUUCUACUACUUGAAAUAGCAGUAUUGCACCUAAAGUAGUGAAGCAGCUUUUUCUAGACGGUUAAGCUACGUCUGAAUGUAAAUGUGAGGUAUGCUGGCUCAGAGUGUUGUUUUUUUAGCUCAUUAAGAAAAGCAUGUCAGUAAAAUUAAUUAUUUUCAGUAUAGUGUUUUGAAAUAAAAAUUGGAUUAUGAACUAAAAAGAUGAAAAUGUACUCUAAUAACAGUUAUCAGAAUUUUCCUUAAGAGAGGUUGAAACAAUACAAGAGAGCUACAGGUAGCCUUCCAAAAUAUUAAUUCACUCCCUAUAGUAUGCUUCUUUCCAGCUCAGUGACUUUUUCUUGCCCCAGAGUCUUGGAAGACCAAGUAGUGUUAUCUUCUACCCAGCUUCUGGAGACCAGGCUCUAUGAGCCAUCUCCCCCAGAGCAGGCACUGGCCCAGCCCCAUCCUCCAGCUGCCACUGCUCAGGAGUGAGAAUACACCCUCACCCCUAAUACCUUCCAUGCUCAGCCUGGUUUUCCUAAAAAUUUUCAUUCCAUUUUCAAAAGGUUUGUCCAUUGAGGUUCAAUUUAUUAGACUUUGUUAAUAAAGCAAGAACAUUGGCAUAGCCCUCAUUUUUAUCACACUCCUUGGGAAAAUUUCACCUUUUUUUUCUCUGAAAAAUUUUCUCUUUUCUAGUUAUCUUCAUCUCAAAUAUUGUAAAAGGAGAAUUUUGGUGUACUUAAUGCAAAAGGGUAGAAAGGAUGGUUUACUAUGGCAGACAUGUAAAGUUAUAAUUUAUUAAACUGAAUGUACAACACCAUUUAGAGUAGAUACUGUUGACAUAAAUCUUAUCAACCUAGUCACUUGUGUUGUUUCUCCAUAAGAAUGCUGGCUAGCAUCUUCCCUAUUUUGUAUACCAAGUUGUAGGGGAGAGACUGUAUUUAUUAUUUUUUAAACAAUCCGAUGGAUUUGCUUUUUGUCCAUAUUUUGAAAACAAUUUGGAUUUUUCUCAUUUUAGAAGGUAGAAAAUACGUGAACCUGUCUUUUAAAUUACUGUAAUCUAAUAUAUGUUUAUAAAUUGUAACAUUAACAAGAACUAAAGAGCUCUAAUAUUGAUGUUGUGACUGCCUGGUAUUUAAUUUUUAUAGAAUUUUUCAUAAGUAAUUGUAAUAGUGCUUUUAAAUAGUUAAAAAAUCUUUCUCAAAUAAGUUCUGUCCAGACCUGUUUUCUUAGGGCAGUAUUCUGAAGUUCAGUAAUCCAGUGUGAAUUUGAAAUACUCCUACAUCUCUUCUGUAUCCUUUUACAUAGCAGUAUGCAAGCAAAGUGUACCAAAAGCCUGAUUUCUGUGUCUCAUUAAUCAAGUUUUUUUAUUUUGCCUUUAUCUAAUUGAAUGGAUUAGGUAAAAUAGAAGCUAUGGGUCUCUGCAAAUGUGCAUCUCAUAAUUUUUCAAAAUGUUAACUAUAUUUAGUUUUGGUGCAUGAUGCCAAAUUUAUCUCUAAUCAGAUAUCACUACUGAUAUUUAGUGACAAGUGUUUCCUCAUCUGACUAGUGGUUUGGAGAUUUAAUUAUUUUUCUCUGUAGAUUCUCACUACAUUUUCAAGUAUUUAUUUAGAAAAGACCAUAGAGUGCUACUGAUCAUAAGUUAGCAUCCUGGCCUUAUCUAAGCAAAAUUUUCUUUAAUAUUUUAACUUAUUGUUGAUGUGAUGAAUUUUUUGAUAUGUUUGAUUUAGCUGUUAAAAUAUAGGAAAUUAUACAGCUUUGCAUGAAAUAAAGAACAUUUUCACAAGUUAGUA